AUGAUAUUUUAUUAUGCUGAUAAAUAUGUUGUGAAAAAAUUCCGUGGCUCUAAGUGUUCAACCUACAAUAACGUAAAUAUUGUCUUAGGUGGUAUCACAAGACUAACUGAAUCUGGUUUAUCUAUGGUAACAUGGAAAUUUUUGGGAGAAAAAAUACCGAGUAACGAACAAUCAUGGCUUAUCGAAUUUGAUAAAUACAAACAAUUUCCUGAGUUUCAGAUUUUAAACAGAGAUAUAACAAUUGAGGAGUUUAAACGAAUUUGGUCAAUGGAGUACGUACACAGGAUGUGGGGUCGCUUAUUUGGCAUGAUAUUUAUCGUACCUGCUAGUAUUUUCUGGUUAAAUAAUAUGUUAGAACCACUGAUUAGGAGGAGGAUAAUUGUAUUAGGGUCUUUAAUUCUCUGCCAGGGGCUUAUGGGAUGGUAUAUGGUCAAGUCAGGCUUAGUAAAUAAAUUUGAUGGUCCUUCAGAUGUACCUCGUGUAUCACAAUACAGAUUAGCAGCUCAUCUUAGCUUGGCGUUCCUCAUUUACAGUGGAUUUUUUUAUACUGCUUUAGAUUACCUGAGACCUGUGCACGGCAGUAUUCCUAGUUACUCAUUGUUGGUAAGCUCUUCUCAUCUGAAGCAGCUUAAAAAAUUGAAAUUUGCCUGUAGCUUGAUAGCAGGUUUGACGUUUCUUACAGCAGUAUCUGGUGCUUUUGUAGCUGGUUUAGAUGCUGGACUUAUAUACAACACUUUUCCAAAAAUGUGCGAUAAAUGGAUACCAGAUGAUAUCUUUUACAUGACACCAGCUUUAAAAAAUUUCACAGAAAAUCCUGCAACUGCACAAUUCGACCACAGAUUACUUGGGCUCUCAACCUUGGCUGUUUCUACUUACAUAGGUAUAAUGUCCAGAACGUGUCAGCUGUCUACUCGAGCUUUUAUAGCAGGUGCAACAGUUUUUGCAAUGGCAUACUUACAAGCAGCAAUGGGUAUUCUUACACUACUGUACCAUGUACCAAUGAAAAUAGCAGCAGCACAUCAAUCUGGCAGUCUCUUACUGAUGACAACAAUAAUGUGGUUUUAUCAUGAAUUAAGGCACCUAAAAAAGUUACCAAAAUAAUUAGAAGAAAAGUUAGAAUAAGUUAUAUUUUAACAUCAUAAAAUUGACUUAAAAUGUAUUAGGCUUGCAAAACUUAUGUAAUUUUAUAAAAUAAACUUUCAAAACAGUGAACACAUAUAAAA
Molecule: messenger RNA, 1223 nt
Organism: Copidosoma floridanum
Lineage: Eukaryota; Metazoa; Arthropoda; Insecta; Hymenoptera; Encyrtidae
Product: heme A synthase COX15
Biological process (GO): heme A biosynthetic process
Cellular component (GO): mitochondrial inner membrane
Molecular function (GO): oxidoreductase activity, acting on NAD(P)H, heme protein as acceptor
Source: RefSeq, a predicted model, not a curated record